AUGAACCCGAAUAUGCCACCCUCUAAAGACGUAGGAUUAGCACGAUUUGCGUGCACCCAUUGCCGGCAAAAGAAGAUCAAAUGUCUAAUUCCAAAUGUCAGAGUUGGACCAGCCAAAAAAGAAGCAACUAUCCUUCCUCAAAACUCCAGCAACGUGGACCAGCGUCUUUCGCGUGUUGAGAAAGCCCUCGAUACGCUCUCUGACGUGAUCAAUACGUCUCUCGUGGGUUCUGCUGGAAAUCGUGGAGUCUCCGAAGCUCCUUCGAGCACAACAAGGUCAGAUGCGGAAGCAACGACAUCAUAUCGGACGCCAAUUGGAGAAGUAGAUACUCCUCAGCUCACUUUAGACGAUUCGCAUUCAUUCGCAUAUUUGAGCGAAGCUUCGCGACAUUUGGAUGUUAUUAAAACUAAGUCCCUACAAGGGCGACUUGCAGAACAUCAAGCAGCGUCCACCGCGUUGCAGGACCUAUCCAAAUCUCUGACCACAGUUAGCCUCCAACAGCCACGCACAGAUGCAGCAGCUUUUGAGUCUCUCAAUGGAUACUAUGUACCCUCCCGAGCGGCUGGGUAUAACUUGAUAAGCUAUUUCCUUCAAAGCGCACAGCUCGCUGAUAUCUUAUUCAUCACUCCAUCGGAUGAUCUUCUCUUGAACGUCAUAUUCGAUCCAGCUACAGUGCCUCAGCGCGCUUGGAUUGUCUACGUCAACUUCAUUCUUCUUACCCUUCUUCAGAACGACAACUCUCAAUCAGAUGUUGUUGAGAGUCUCCAGAAGAACACAGAAAUGGCACUAAAUGACUGUAGAAUAUUCUUGGAGCCCAGCGAGAUAAACAUACAGGCGCUCUUGUUAUUAGGGUGCCACGGCGAACAAUAUGCCUCUCCCAAUCUUUCUUGGAUGCUUGUUGGCCAUGCUUGCCGCCAAGCUCAAGCCCUCGGUUUGCAUGUGGUAGGAAGAGGCAGUUACAAAUACCAACAACGCCAAUUAUCUUUAUUCUGGUCCUUGUUUUCAAUAGACAAGUCUUGUUCGUUGGCUUUCGGGCGGCCAAUGCUACUCCCGACCGCCAUAUAUGAGAAUGUUCCACUGCCCGACUUCCAGUACCUCCUAGGCUACCAUCCGCACAGAAGUCAACCCGUCGUUACACAGAACGGCUCUUCUACCUCAACAUUUGGCGCCCAUUUCUUCAUCCAAGGAAUGAAAUUGGCCAAGUUAACGGGAGCGGCGCUCAGUCUUCUUGCGAGUCCUGGAAACAUCGCAGACCAUCAAGCCUUGGCUGCCAAACUACGGUCAUGGGACUCACAUACAAAUGAACUCUUGUUAAAAGUUUUUGAUGAAGAAUCUGCCACUUCAACAGCUCACCAGAUCCAAGAGAUGACGAUUGGUGUGCGCGCAAUGAGAUUUCAGUAUCUGCACAUCCUCAUACUAGUAUUACGCAAAGACCCCAGCAGCAGGGAACGUCGCGUUCAAGCCGCUCGAGAUGCCAUCAUGAUCCUGCCAGACCUGGUAUCAAACUCAAUCCAUGUGUACAAUGGACUAGUUUGGCAACUGUUAUACUACCCUUUUACGCCAUUCUUUACACUGUUUGGUCAUAUCAUAGACUAUCCAUCGGCACCAAGUACACCACAAGAUCUUGAACUGCUUCAAAAGACUGCCACUUAUUUCAACAGCAUGAAACAAUUCGGCUCUCUUCCCGCAGUUUCUUCCAAGCUGGAAAAGACAGCUCUAGUCUUCUGUAAUUUGGCAAAGUUUAUCACAUCCGGUGAACAUACCGGCGAUGAUGCACAAGAUCAACAGUCUACAGCGACAGGAACCAGUUCAGAAGAGUCCGCGAUGCCAACAACAAGCCCAGAAGAACCCACUCUUUGUGGAAUCGACACUUCUUCUAGCGAAGCUGAUUUCGAGCUAUAUACCAACGCCUUCAUGGCUUACAUCAGAGACCAAGACCUCAAUGAGCAGUCCAGCUUUGACAAUACUGAUAUCGAGAACAUAUUAGGCUGCUUAGAUUCUGACGGUCCUUCACCACGCAAGCGCAAGCGGUCAUUUGAGAACACAAUGGACUGGUUUUCUUGGGACACAUAUUAUUGUAAAGAAUAA
Messenger RNA from Trichoderma breve, 2088 nucleotides. Its product is annotated as fungal specific transcription factor domain-containing protein. Bases 1 to 2088 code for a protein of 695 amino acids. The record is from RefSeq and is a predicted model, not a curated record. The transcript is spliced from 6 exons. Gene Ontology annotation, molecular function: DNA-binding transcription factor activity, RNA polymerase II-specific; DNA binding; zinc ion binding. Lineage: Eukaryota; Fungi; Ascomycota; Sordariomycetes; Hypocreales; Hypocreaceae. Gene Ontology annotation, biological process: regulation of DNA-templated transcription; DNA-templated transcription.